This is a messenger RNA of Aspergillus tanneri, 2610 nucleotides long. It is a transcript of the gene GbpA, whose product is annotated as protein GbpA. Bases 1 to 2610 code for a protein of 869 amino acids. NCBI's taxonomy places the organism in Eukaryota, Fungi, Ascomycota, Eurotiomycetes, Eurotiales, Aspergillaceae. Gene Ontology annotation, molecular function: ATP binding; ATP hydrolysis activity. The transcript has 3 exons. The record is from RefSeq and is a predicted model, not a curated record.
AUGUCCAGAAUGGGUAUUACUUCCACGCUUCAGAGACGCUCCACGGAACGGGAGCAGUCGAAUCGUGAGGCUGCUCGAAGAGAAGUCACGGAUGGAAUGGAGAAACUGGUGGGCCAUGAGAAUGUCAAGAGACAGUUGAAUGGUGUGCAGAGCUAUGUGCAGAUCUGCCGAAGACAUGGAAGAGACCCGCGCAGCGAGUGGUACAACAUAUCCAUGCAGGGGAAUCCAGGCACCGGCAAGAGUAUUGUUGCUCGGAUGUAUGCCAAAAUGCUCUAUUCGAUCGGAAUCACCGACACAGACGUCGUCAGGGAGACUGCGGGCUCGGAACUGGCUUCCAAGGGCCUAGAAGGAACUCGACAACUUGUUCAGGAAAUGGUGGACUCUGCCCCGUCGGCACACACGGCUGGUGUUCUGAUCGUCGACCGACCGCAUUUGCUCGAUGACUCUACGGAUCACUCCACGGCGGAGCUGUCUCUCGCUUGUGUUCAAGAUGCCAUGGAACGUACGACAGGCAGGAUCAUCGUCGUAUUCACCGGCUCUCCAGAUGACAUCGCCGUCUUUCUCCGCGAUCACCCGGCUCUCCAGCGCCGAACAUGCAGCACAUUGACCUUCCAUGAUUUCGACCGCCCUGACCUCCUUCACCUACUUGGACGACGCAUCACUGAGGAAUAUCACGGCCGUAUGCAAGUUGAAGGCGGCCUCGAGGGACCGUACAUGCAGGUCGCAGCCCGUCGACUGGCUCGAGGCCGCGACAAGAAGGGCUUCACCAAUGCCCAUGCGGUACGCGACUUCGUAGCUACCGUCGCUCGUCGUCAGGCUCAGUACCUAACCGAGCAGACGGAUGGCAUGGACGAGGUGGACUACUUUUUCUUCUCACGACAGGAUCUACUGGGACCCAGUCCCGCGGAUAUCAGACUUCAGAGCGAGGCAUGGUUGGCUCUGCAGAGUCUUGUCGGACAAGAUGCCAUAAAGGCUUCUGUUCGGGAGGUCUUCGAUACCCUUGAUGAGAACUAUACGAGGGAACUCAACAAUCAGAGACGACUUCCUGUGCGAUUGAAUCGCGUUUUUGCUGGACCUAGAGGAACUGGAAAAUCUACUGCGGCACAGUUGUAUGUGCAGGUGCUGGCGGAUUUGGGACUAUUAAAAAGCGCACACGUCCCAGUGAAAUCCCUCUUCGCUCUAAAUCCCUUCAUUCUAAAUCCCGACGAGGCCCUCAUCAUCGAGAUCGAAACUCUCAGCGGAACCUCCAUCAUCAACCCGGGACGCAUCCCCCCAGACGUCCUAGCCACGUUAAGCCAUGAAAUGAGCGUCUCUCGCGCAUGCACCAUCCUGAUGGGCUCCGACUCAGCCAUCGAAUCAGUCAUCUCCCAACUGCACAAGACAACAGUCAACAAAUUCGAAGCCCAGGUCGUUCCCUUCCACCGUCUCUCACGAGAGCAAAUGGAACAGUUGUUCCAGACAAAGGUACAAGAAAACGAUAUCGACUCGACGCCGGAGGCCUUCCAAGCCGCGAUGGAUAUCCUUGACAACGCACGGAUGCGUCAAGAUUUUGACAACGCGCGAGCGAUCGAGCGACUCGUUGGCGUCGCGAAUCAUAACUUCGAAGAACGACGGUCAAAGAUAGCAGAGCCGGUAGGUAGAGUCCUCCAGGCGGAGGACUUUCAGCCAGAUCUGGUAGGUGGUCAUACGGCGUUGGCGUUUCGUGAUGAAUUGCGGAAUUCCAUCGUCCCGGAUGAUAUCAUCGCUGUGUUGAAGCGGUAUCAUAAUGAGAUGAAGGCCGCGUGGGUGCAAGGUUUGGAUCCUGGGAGGAGGGUUCCGUAUGCUCUGGUGUUUAAGGGAGCUUAUGGCUCCGGCAAGAAAACCGUUGCUCAACAGCUCGGUAUCCUGUACUACAAAAUGGGUGUACUAGAGACCAGCGAGCUAGUUGAAUGCUCUAUAAGUGACUUUACCCAAGGCGUCAAUAUCAGUUCCUGCGCACGAACGCACCUCGAUUCGAGCCGAGGCAAGGUUCUCUUUGUAGAGGACGCACACCGACUUGCCGACACAGAAUCCACCCUACAAGCAAUGGACGAGCUCGUCUACCUGCUCCCGAAACACGCAGGCCAAACGGUGGUGAUUCUUGCCGGUCCACCGCAAGAAAUGGACCAGUUGCUCGCCAAUCGACCCCGUCUCGCCAGUCUGUUCCAAGAAGAGAUCAUCUUCCGGAAUCCGACCCCGCGCGAAUGUCUCCGACUACUUGAUAAACGUCUCGAAGAGGACCAAAUCCAGGGUCCGAGGUUAUACCUGACUGAUCCGAGAGAUGCAAGCCAUCGGGAAUUCACCCGGGCUAUCCAGAUCCUGUCGAUGUUUCCCUGCUGGAGUAACGAGCGGGAUAUCGAUGUGCUCGCGCGUUGGAUGGUCUCGACCUGUGUUCGGGAUAUAUCUGAUACUGUGGGGCCAGAUCUGAAACUUAGUCUGACGGAUGAGCAGGCUAUGGGAUGCAUGAUUCGUUUAUUUAAUCUAAAGAGGGAUCGACUGCGGUUUAAUCAGGAUCCGAAGGCGAGAACGUUGCCGCGGAUUUUGUCCCAGCCGAGGACGACAGAACGAGGGGGGGUGAGGUUUCCAGUUUGA